CGCUCGGCACUGGGAAGCGGGGGCGGCGGGAGGGGUAGCAGGCGAAGGACCCCUCGCGGUUCCGCAGCUGCUGCAGUCCGCGCAGCGUCGGCACUGGGACCCGGGUCCGCGCAGCCCGCAAGGAGCCGCGGCCGCCGUGUCCUCUGGGUGUUGGGCACCCGGAGCUGCCGGGACCCGUUUCAGCACCGGGGACAGCGCCGGGCGCGGGGCGAGUCGAGGAGGGGGCCGCCACUCCAGGACAGCCCCCGCCCCCGGGGGGGCCCUCCGGCCCUCAGGCGUCCGAGGACUCGGGCUCUCGGGGAAGACGUGGCGACCCCAGCCAGCCGGGCCGGGCGCGCGCAAGACGGCCGGGGCUCCCCGCGGGGGAUGCGCCCGAGGCCCCACGUUUGCUUUGCGCAGAGCCGGGGCGCUGCCCGGAGCCCAUGAGCACCAUGCACCUGCUGACACUAGCCCUGCUUUUCUCCUGCUCCUUCGCCCGCGCCGCCUGCGACCCCAAGAUCGUCAACAUUGGAGCUGUGCUGAGCACGCGGAAGCAUGAGCAGAUGUUCCGCGAGGCCGUGAACCAGGCCAACAAGCGACACGGCUCCUGGAAGCUCCAGCUCAAUGCCACGUCCGUCACCCACAAGCCCAACGCCAUCCAGAUGGCUCUGUCAGUGUGCGAGGACCUCAUCUCCAGCCAGGUUUAUGCCAUCCUGGUAAGCCACCCACCAACCCCCAAUGACCACUUCACUCCCACCCCAGUCUCCUACACUGCUGGCUUCUACCGGAUUCCUGUGUUGGGACUGACCACCCGCAUGUCCAUCUACUCUGACAAGAGCAUCCACCUGAGCUUCCUGCGCACGGUGCCGCCCUACUCCCACCAGUCCAGCGUCUGGUUUGAGAUGAUGCGCGUGUACAACUGGAACCACAUCAUCCUGCUGGUGAGCGAUGACCACGAGGGCCGCGCGGCGCAGAAGCGCCUGGAGACGCUGCUGGAGGAGCGUGAGUCCAAGAGUAAAAAAAGGAACUAUGAAAACCUCGACCAACUGUCCUAUGACAACAAGCGCGGACCCAAGGCUGAGAAGGUGCUGCAGUUUGACCCUGGAACCAAGAAUGUGACAGCCUUGCUGAUGGAGGCACGAGAGCUGGAAGCCCGAGUCAUCAUCCUCUCAGCCAGCGAGGAUGACGCCGCCACUGUGUACCGCGCGGCCGCGAUGCUGAACAUGACUGGCUCAGGGUACGUGUGGCUGGUGGGGGAGCGUGAGAUCUCGGGGAACGCCCUGCGCUAUGCACCAGACGGUAUCAUCGGGCUACAGCUCAUCAACGGCAAGAAUGAGUCUGCUCACAUCAGCGACGCCGUGGGCGUAGUGGCCCAGGCAGUGCACGAACUGCUGGAGAAGGAGAACAUCACUGACCCUCCGCGUGGCUGCGUGGGCAAUACCAACAUCUGGAAGACCGGGCCACUCUUCAAGAGGGUGCUGAUGUCUUCCAAGUAUGCAGAUGGGGUCACUGGUCGUGUGGAGUUCAAUGAGGAUGGGGACCGGAAAUUUGCCAAUUACAGCAUCAUGAACCUGCAGAACCGCAAGCUGGUGCAAGUAGGCAUCUACAACGGCACCCAUGUCAUUCCCAACGACAGGAAGAUUAUCUGGCCAGGCGGGGAGACGGAGAAGCCUCGAGGGUACCAGAUGUCCACCAGGUUGAAGAUUGUGACGAUCCAUCAGGAGCCCUUCGUGUACGUGAAACCCACACUGAGCGACGGCACGUGCAAGGAGGAGUCCACGGUCAAUGGCGACCCGGUCAAGAAGGUGAUCUGCACUGGGCCCAAUGACACAUCACCCGGCAGCUCCCGACACACUGUACCCCAGUGCUGCUAUGGCUUCUGCAUCGACUUGCUUAUCAAGCUGGCGCGUACCAUGAACUUCACCUACGAGGUGCACCUGGUGGCGGAUGGAAAGUUCGGCACUCAGGAGAGGGUGAACAACAGCAAUAAGAAGGAGUGGAACGGGAUGAUGGGGGAGCUGCUCAGCGGGCAAGCGGACAUGAUCGUAGCGCCACUGACUAUCAACAAUGAGCGCGCACAGUAUAUUGAGUUCUCCAAGCCUUUUAAGUACCAGGGUCUGACUAUUCUGGUCAAGAAGGAGAUCCCCCGGAGCACGCUGGAUUCGUUCAUGCAGCCUUUCCAGAGCACGCUGUGGCUGCUGGUGGGGCUGUCCGUGCACGUGGUGGCCGUGAUGCUGUACUUGCUGGACCGCUUCAGCCCCUUCGGCCGCUUCAAGGUGAACAGCGAAGAGGAAGAGGAGGACGCGCUGACCCUGUCUUCAGCCAUGUGGUUCUCUUGGGGGGUCCUUCUGAACUCCGGCAUCGGAGAAGGUGCCCCCAGAAGUUUCUCUGCACGUAUCUUGGGCAUGGUGUGGGCCGGCUUUGCCAUGAUCAUCGUGGCUUCUUACACCGCCAAUCUGGCGGCCUUCCUGGUGUUAGACCGGCCAGAGGAGCGUAUCACUGGCAUCAACGACCCCAGGCUAAGGAAUCCCUCAGACAAGUUCAUCUAUGCGACAGUGAAGCAGAGCUCUGUGGACAUCUACUUCCGGAGGCAGGUGGAGCUGAGCACCAUGUACCGGCAUAUGGAGAAGCACAACUACGAGAGCGCAGCCGAGGCCAUCCAAGCUGUGCGGGACAACAAGCUUCAUGCCUUCAUCUGGGACUCAGCGGUGCUGGAGUUUGAGGCCUCACAGAAGUGUGACCUGGUGACUACAGGCGAACUGUUCUUCCGCUCGGGCUUUGGUAUCGGCAUGCGCAAGGACAGUCCCUGGAAACAGAAUGUCUCCUUGUCCAUCCUUAAGUCUCAUGAGAAUGGCUUCAUGGAAGACCUGGACAAGACUUGGGUUCGGUAUCAAGAGUGUGACUCCCGAAGCAAUGCCCCCGCCACCCUCACCUUUGAGAACAUGGCAGGGGUCUUCAUGCUGGUGGCUGGAGGCAUCGUGGCAGGGAUAUUCCUGAUCUUCAUCGAAAUUGCCUACAAGCGGCACAAGGAUGCCCGACGGAAGCAAAUGCAGCUGGCCUUUGCUGCAGUGAACGUGUGGAGGAAGAACCUGCAGGAUAGAAAGAGUGGUAGAGCAGAGCCCGACCCUAAAAAGAAAGCCACAUUUAGGGCUAUCACCUCCACCCUGGCUUCCAGCUUCAAGAGACGUAGGUCCUCCAAAGACACGAGCACCGGGGGUGGACGCGGCGCUUUGCAAAACCAAAAAGACACGGUGCUGCCGCGACGCGCUAUUGAGAGGGAGGAGGGCCAGCUGCAGAUGUGUGCCCGUCAUAGGGAGAGCUGAGACGCCCUGCCCGCCCUCCUCUGCCCCCCUCCCCCGCAGACAGACAGACAGACGGACGGGACAGCGGCCUGGCCCACGCAGAGUCCCGGAGCACCAUGGGGUCAGGGGGAGGAGCGCCCCCCAGCCUCCCCCAGGCUGCGCCCGCACACCCGCCGGCCGGCUGGCUGGCCGGUCCACCAGUCCUGGCCCUGCGCGUGCCCCCGAGCAUCGGGGUUAACGGGCUGCCUUGUCUGUGUAUUUCUAUUUUGCAGCAGUAUCAUCCCACUGAUAUCACGGGCCCGCUCAACCUCUCAGAUCCCUCGGUCAGCACCGUGGUAUGAGGCCCCCGGAGGCGCCCACCUGCCCAGUUAGCCCGGCCAAGGACACUGAUGGGUCCUGCUGCUCGGGAAGGCCUGAGGGAAGCCCACCCGCCCCAGAGACUGCCCACCCUGGGCCUCCCAUCCAUCCGUCCGCUGGCUGCCUGGCGGGCAGCCCCUGCUGGACUGAGGCGCUGACCAGAGCGGCUGCAGAUGGACCAGAGCUGAGCUGGCUGGGCAGGGCUGCAGGCGCUCCGGCAGAGGCAGGGCCCUGGGGGCUCUGAGCAGUGGGGAGUAGGGGCAUAUCAGGCCCCAAGCUGAGGGGCUCAGCGAAAACUGAAGCCCCGACCACCCCCAGCAGUGACCAGCACCACAGUGAGGGCCCACGGCCCCAGCUGGCUGGGUCUCCCCUCUUCCAGCUACUCCGCAGCCUCAGCUACCCCCCUAUGUUGGCUCCCCCACGCCCUUCUCCCACCUGACCCCACCACGAGCUGGCCCUGCCUGUCCUUCAAGCAGACUCUGGGCCCUAGCUGGCAGUUGCCUCCUGGGGCGUCCUGCCUCCGACCGACCUUGACUCAGUGGGCAGAGCGUGCGGCCCGGGGCAGGGCUCCCCUAAAUGCUGGCUCGGGACGUCAGCACUUUCCGCCCGCUCCACUUUCCGGGUGCGACCUGCCCGCCGCCAUGUACAGGCCCAGUUUCCCGUGUCUGAGCGCGUGCCUUCCCCGAGUGGCCGGUGUGUCCCGUGCUGCCCCUCCGCCCGCGGCCGGGGCGCGCCGCUCCCCGACCGGUGUGUGCAGUGGUGAUGCUUAAAGGAAUGUCGUGAA
This is a messenger RNA of Erinaceus europaeus (western European hedgehog), 4422 nucleotides long. RefSeq names its product glutamate ionotropic receptor NMDA type subunit 1 (gene GRIN1). The coding region runs from base 423 to 3302 and encodes 959 amino acids. NCBI's taxonomy places the organism in Eukaryota, Metazoa, Chordata, Mammalia, Eulipotyphla, Erinaceidae. The transcript is spliced from 21 exons. Gene Ontology annotation, molecular function: NMDA glutamate receptor activity. The record is from RefSeq and is a predicted model, not a curated record. Gene Ontology annotation, cellular component: NMDA selective glutamate receptor complex; neuron projection; plasma membrane. Gene Ontology annotation, biological process: ionotropic glutamate receptor signaling pathway; monoatomic ion transport; chemical synaptic transmission.